Messenger RNA from Alternaria ethzedia, 1371 nucleotides. RefSeq lists its product as uncharacterized. The transcript has 3 exons. The record is from RefSeq and is a predicted model, not a curated record. The coding region runs from base 1 to 1371 and encodes 456 amino acids. Lineage: Eukaryota; Fungi; Ascomycota; Dothideomycetes; Pleosporales; Pleosporaceae.
AUGGUUCUUUCCAAGAACCCUAAUUCUCCCAAGAUGCGUUUCAACGUCCCCGCCAUUCUUGCAGCCGCCGCUGUUGCGAACGCCGCUGUUAUUCCCCAGAUCCCCAAGGUUGAUGGCGUCGUUGGUGGCGCCACAUCUGGCGUCUCUUCCACCGUCAACAAGGUUGAGGGUGUCGCAAGCCCCAAGAUCAACGCCUCCAUCGGUCGCCGUGUUAACGCAAAGGUCGGCACCAAGUUCGGCUCCGUAGACGCCUCCGUCGACCCCAAGAAGAUCAACGCCAACGUUGGUGCCCACAUCACCAGGCGCCAGGUCCCUGACGUCAAGCCCAUCGUUGGUGGUGCUACCUCCGGCGUCACCUCCACUGUCAACGACGUCAAGAACGUCGGUGCUGACGCCAAGGUCGAGGCUCUCGACGACGUUGUCGAGGUUGAGGUUGGCAAGCGCCAGGAGCUCCCUGUCGCUGGUGACCUCGUCAAUGGUGCUACCUCCAAGGUCACCUCCACUGUCGACGACGUCAAGAACAUCGAUGCUAAGGUCGAUGCCCUCGGUGCCUCCAUCGACGCAUCCAUCGGCAAGCGCCAGGGCCUGCCCGUUGUUGGCGACGUCCCCGUUGCUGGCGACGUUACCUCCAAGGUUGGAUCUACUCUCGCCGACGUCCAGAACCUGGACGUCAACGGCAUCGCUGAGGGUGUCACCGCCCCCGUUGCCCCCGUCGUUGACGGUGUUGAGUCUGCUCUCAAGCCUGUUGUCGACGGUGUCGAGCAGGCUGUUGCCCCUGUCACUGGCGCUGUCUCCGGCCUUGUUACCCCCAUUGUCAACGACGUCAAGGACAGCGCUCUCGGUGCCGUCAAUGGCGUUACCUCCAAGGUUGAGUCCACUGUUGGAUCCACUGUUGGAUCCACUGUUGACGACGUCAAGAACACCACUGGUUCCGCUUCCGUUCUUGGUCAGUCCGCUGAUGCCGCUGUUGAGAAGCGCCAGGUUCCUGACGUCGCCCCCGUUGUUGGUGGUGCCACUGGUGCCGUCGAGCCUGUUGCCAACACUGCCACCGGUGCCGUUAAGCCCGCCGUUGACACCGUCAAGGGUGCCGUCGAGCCUGCUGUGAACACUGUCAAGGGCGCUGUUGAGCCCGCUGUCAACACUGUCAAGGGCGCCGUCGACCCUGCCGUCAACGCUGUCAAGGGUGCCGUUGAGCCCGUUGUCAACACUGUCUCCGGUGUUGUCUCCCCUGUUGUCGACAACGUCAAGGGCGUAGCCGGAUCUACCGUCAAGACCGCCACCGACAAGGUCGGCUCCACCGUCGACGAUGUCAAGAACAUUGACGUCUCCGCCGAUGUCCUCGGCGCUGCCAAGGUCGACGCCUCCCUAUAA